GGUUGCUGCUUUGCCCGCAGGCCGGCUGUGGGGGCUGGUGACGCGGGCCGGCGCUCACGAGAGGCCCCGGAGGCGGGGUCUGCCGGCUGCCCAGAGAGCGGCAGGACAGAAAGCUUUGACCUCCAAGCUGUUUUAAAUCUAGUAGAUAAGCCAGGUGAGUAGGUGGUUUACAGACACUGAAGGUAAAACUUUUGAAGAAUUGUACAGACUUAAAUGGAUGCUCUGAAAUGAUACGCUAUUGCCACAAGCCUUUGGCCCACAUUUCAGUGGGAAUGCAGUUAGUUUGGAUAUCUGGAACUUUUUAGGCACCUGUCUCGGAAUUCCUGGUUGCUGGCCUAACGACUAUUGGGGGUUCAAGACCUGGCCAUCAGUGCAGGAUAGCCACACAGCAAAAUGUUUGCAAAACUAAAGAAGAAAAUUGCAGAAGAGACUGCUGUCGCUCAGAGGCCAGGAGGUGCUACUAGGAUCCCACGAUCAGUGAGCAAGGAAUCGGUUGCCUCCAUGGGAGCUGACUCAGGAGAUGACUUUGCGUCUGAUGGAAGCAGCUCCAGAGAAGAUCUUUCAUCCCAGCUUUUGAGAAGGAAUGAACAGAUACGGAAAUUAGAGGCCAGGCUUUCUGACUAUGCUGAACAGGUCCGAAACUUGCAGAAGAUAAAAGAGAAGCUUGAAAUUGCAUUAGAAAAACACCAGGAUUCUUCCAUGCGGAAAUUUCAAGAGCAGAAUGAGACAUUCCAAGCCAACAGAGCCAAAAUGGCAGAAGGACUGGCUUUGGCAUUAGCCAGAAAGGACCAGGAAUGGUCAGAAAAAAUGGAUCAGCUUGAAAAGGAUAAAAGGUUUCUGACAGCUCAGUUACAGGAAAUGAAGAACCAGAGUUUGAAUCUUUUCCAAAGGAGAGAUGAAAUGGAUGAAUUAGAGGGGUUCCAGCAGCAGGAACUAAGUAAAGUAAAGCACAUGCUUUUAAAAAAAGAAGAAAGUUUGGGGAAAAUGGAGCAAGAACUGGAAGCAUGUACCAGAGAACUUAGCCGCACCCAGGAGGAGUUGAUGAUCUCCAACCAGAUGUCAGCAGACUUAAGCCAGAAGAUAGAAGAGCUUCAGAGAAACUACUCAACGCUGGAAGAGCAGAGAGAUCAUGUGACAGCUUCAAAAACAGGUGCAGAAAAUAAGAUCACAGCCCUGGAGCAGAAGGAACAGGAACUCCAAGCCUUCAUUCAGCAACUUUCCAUUGAUUUGCAAAAGGCCACUGCUGAAACUCAAGAGAAAGAAAAACUCAUCACACAUUUGCAGGAGAAGGUUGCAUCCUUGGAGAAGAGACUGGAGCAGAACUUAUCAGGGGAAGAACAUGUACAGGAACUUCUAAAAGAGAAAACACUUGCUGAGCAGAAUUUGGAGGAUACCAGACAGCAGCUCUUGGCAGCCAGAAGCAGCCAGGCCAAUGCCACUGACAGCCUGGAGACUCGGGUGAAAGAACUAGAGCAGAGCCUGCAGGCAUCUGAGGAGAAGCUAAAACAGAGCAGUGACGUUGUGGCAGCUCAGGAAGCUCAGAUUCAGGAGCUUGCCUCCGCAAACAAGGAGAGCAGCUGUGCACAGCAGCAGGUCCUCGCUCUGGAGCAGCAGUGCACAGAGCAGAUCCACACACUGGAGGCCCAGCUCUCUGCCCUGGAGAAAGCUCGGGCAGCCGACCAUGCGGCCGCGGAGCGGAAGGUGAGAGAGCUGGAGCAAGAAAAUGCAGGCCUUAAAGAAAGUAAGAAUGAAUGUGAACAUUCUCUACAACAUCACCAACUUGAACUAAAGAAGCUGAAGGAAGAAUGGAGCCAAAGAGAAAUUGUGAGUGUGGCAAUGGCUCAAGCCCUGGAGGAGGUGCGGAAGCAAAGGGAAGAGUUCCAGCAACAGGCUGCUAACCUGAUCGCCAUAGGAGGUGAGAAGGAGCAGAGUCUGCAGGAAAAAACGGAAGUGAUUCUCCAGAAAGAGCAAGAGAUUCUCCAACUGAAGAAAGGUCACGACUCCGCCCUGCUGCAGAUGCGCCAGCUGCAGAGUGAGCUGGAGGCCCUGAGGGGCCUGAGGGCCGAGCAGUCGGAGGCUGCCGACGACGCGCGGGAGGACCUGCUGAGGCUGCGGAGCCGGGAGCAGGGCGUGGUGCUCUCAGUCAGCGAGCCUCAUGUGACCUCGAGGGCCGGGCAGGACCCCGCGUACCAGCUUCCGGCUGCAGAGGGGAUACCAAAUGGUGAGAUGGGGACCGCCAUGGAUCUAGGGCAGCUACAGAAGGAAAAACAGGACUUGGAGCAGCAACUUCUAGAGAAAAAUAAGACCAUAAAGCAGAUGCAGCAGAGGAUGCUGGAACUCAAGAAGACGCUGCAGAAGGAGCUGAAAAUCAGACCUGAUAACGAGCUUUUUGAAGUCCGGGAGAAGCCUGGGCCUGAAAUGACAAACAUGGCCCCUUCUGUCACGAAUAAUGCUGACCUGACUGAUGCCCGCGAGAUCAACUUUGAGUACCUCAAACAUGUGGUUUUAAAAUUCAUGUCCUGUCGCGAAUCUGAGGCUUUUCAUCUUAUAAAAGCUGUGUCAGUGUUGCUGAACUUUUCACAAGAGGAGGAGAACAUGCUCAGAGAAACCCUGGAGUAUAAGAUGUCGUGGUUUGGGUCCAAGCCAGCUCCCAAGGGCAGCAUCCGGCCAUCCAUCUCCAACCCUCGGAUACCAUGGUCCUAGGCGGCACCACCCAAGGAUGAACCUCCAAGGGCUGACACUUUUUCUGUGAAAAGAACACUGACACACCAGUCUGGGUGGGUUUUUAAUCACUGUAACUGCAGUAUUUUGUACAAGCAUCUGAACAUUGUUUACAAGACUUAAGGCCCACUCCUGCAGACUGAUAAGAACCUCAGGAGGUAGCUGAUCCUGUUGUUCUGGUCACCAGAGGGUUCUGGCACUACCCACAUUUCCACAGUGCUGCUAAAAUCCCAGCUCUGGCCAGCACCCAUCUGCCCCUGAAUCCUCUUUCAAGGUGAGCACUUAAAGCUGAAGCCCUCAGCAUGUGUCAGAGAGGAGGCGGCUGAUCUACCGUGUGGUGAUGACGCUGGACAUAGACAGCCCUUCAAGAUGGUGCCCAGCAGCCCAGACCCACCUAGUUCUGCCACGAAGAGCCAACUCAGUGAGGCCGGCCUUUAAAAACUCCCUUUCCCUUUCAGUAUGUUUGGGUUCAGAUGAGUUAGAAGCAGCUUUUUAACCCUUUCUCCCAAGGAAACAUUAUUUCACGUCGUUUCCCAGACCACCGAGAACUUUAGUUGUGUCCGUCUUUAAGGUACUCUGGGGCCAGUGUGGAUUAAUGAAUAUGCACCUUUCUGACAGUAUCUCAUUUUACUGAAGAAAACUAGCAAAUGUAUAAAAAGAUCCUUAGUACCAAAUACACUCAAUUGCCUUUUUAAUGAAUGUACUUGUCUUGGAUAGGUUGCUGGUAAACCAUUUUAAACUAUUUUUUAUAGCUAAAGUUCCUUGCUAUUAUAAACAUGUCUUCUGUAUUAUAAAAUCCAUUUAACUGGUGUUCUUAAAGGAAAAUCAGAGCAUCAAGAGGAAAUUAUUUCUAAGAUUGGGAGCCCUGUCUCUUUGGAAUGUCACUAGCAUUCUUUGGCAGCUGCUUCCCUCUGAAGCAGUGGUGGUGUUUCAUUUGUUUAGCUCUUAAUUCUGUGUUGUAACACUGAGCAAAUGCUAAUCACAUUUUCUACUGCUAAGGACAGUCUGCUGUAUUCAAAGGAAGCAGCAGCUGUCCCUCUCCCCAGGCUUGACCAAAACGUUGGAGGGUGGACUGCCUUGUAAGUGGAGCCACCGUCUCUCCCUGUCUGUCACCCUACCCCCAAAUAUUUAAGAUGACACUACAUUCAUGUAUGGCAACCAGGCAGCCCCCAGCUGGCUGCAGUACUUGAUAGCAUGCAAAUGGCUCUGGAACUGACUGAUAAAAACGUGUAUUAGUUAUCAUUAUAAAGAAAAGGGAAUGUGCUUGCCCUGGAUAAGGCACACUAUCAAAUCUAAAGGGAAACCAUAUAUUGAGUUAUAGUUUGAUGAAAGUUUUAUUGGUUAAAUAAAAAACUGAAUAACUGGAGCUCCUAAAUUUAUCAUCAGUUAUCCAAUGAUGUAAAGUUAUGUUUCUCAACUAUGUUUAGGGUUAAAAUAAAGUAUGUCUCACAGGAAAACAAGGAUUUGCAAUUAACAUAAGACAGUUCCGUGGACCUAGAAGUACCAAGCAAGGGCAGCAUCACCCUCGUCCCCACUUGGGCUCUCUGCCAUCCAAGUGACCCAUUCUCCGGUUACCUACCUCCUCCUAUGGCUCCCCCUGCAGAUGUCUCACCUGUGUUUAGAAUGCUGUUUUCCAUAUAUCUGGUGGGGACACAAAACAGGAGUCCCUUCUGUUCCAUAAUUUUGAUGAAUAGGAGGUAGCUCUUCCAGCUCUUCCAGGAAAGAGUCCCUAAGAUUGGGUAGUUCAGGGCUUGCUAGAGGCGACUACCACACAGCCGUGGGAGCCCCGCCCGACUCCCCAGUGGCUUCUCCAGCCCUCGAGCUGGUCUCACCCACCACCCACGUUCGCCGGCCAUUUUAGGCGUCGUUGGUUGUGGGGCCCCUCACUAAGUCUGUACUUGCACAGGGAGGAUUCAUUCUAAUCAGGCUUUCCUCCUGCAUGUUGAAUUUCCUUCAGCUUUAAGAAGAGUGGAAUAAAUGUUUUAAGUGAUUUGAUGCACUUUUACUUGUAUAAAAAGUUCUGUGAUAGAGACAGUAUAUAUAGUCCUUUAUAUGAGCAUUGGAUCUUGAUCUCACCCUCCAUGUUGUACACAGGGAGAUUGUAUUAUCUAAAACUGCUGUAGAAAAUUCACUUGUGGUGCAAUACACUUUUUGAUUAAAGCUCUUCAAUCCAGAGGCAGUGGAUUUAAUUGA
Molecule: messenger RNA, 4914 nt
Organism: Delphinapterus leucas (beluga whale)
Lineage: Eukaryota; Metazoa; Chordata; Mammalia; Artiodactyla; Monodontidae
Gene: GOLGA1
Product: golgin A1
Cellular component (GO): Golgi apparatus
Source: RefSeq, a predicted model, not a curated record